CAAAGACCCCCUAACCACUCGUCCGCGCAGUAGACCGCAGAAGUCUCACGCGGACGGACAGGACGUUGGAGUAACUCGCGAAAAGUCCUUCCUUUUACUAUUUUUAAAAUGUUUGUGGACUAUUAUAUAAAAGGUGGGCGCCGCUCGUUUGGUUUAAGAGAGGUUUGUCGCUGAUAACGCCGCCAUCUUGCGUCCCAGCACCGAGGUCAGUAACCUGUGACAGAGGACCUGAUGGAAAAGCUGCGAUUUAACCAAAUUGCCCAUUAAAAUUCACGAAAAACGACUCUAUUCUUCGGUAUUACAGAUUUAAAUUGACAGUAAUUCACAGCUUUAACUGCUAAUAGGGAGGGGUGCUUACACCUGCUACAAGUGGAUUCAGAUUACUGUUGGAGUUUGGGCCGCCACCUUCAAGGAUCCGUCCCGUGACGGAAGGACGCUUCUAAGCCUUUCAUUGUGAGCCCCAGUCUUCCCUCACUCUGCACAGAUGUAUGCUGAGAAAGUGGUGAAGGAGGGGAAGAUGGGUGAGUGCACGUGGAGCAAGGGGAUCUCGCUUACCUGUGUGCUGACCCCGUGUCGGUUGAUUGUGGUGACUGUGAUUCUGAUGACUUUGGGAGCCAUCGGAGCAGCAGUCUGGGCCGUAGUUACAUACUGUACAACAGAACAAGACACUGGACACUAUGAUGUCCAGGUCAAUUCUGCUGACCAGCACCUCAGAGUCUUUGACGCCACCCAGAAGAGGUGGCGCCAGGUGUGUUCCUCCUCAGCCAACGAGCUGCUCGCCAGUAUCAGCUGUGAAGAAGUCGGAUUUGUCAGUGUAGUGAACUACUCCGUCGCCUCAGUGCCUGAAGCCGGUGGAGACAGUGGCGAGUUCUUCUGUGUCAAAACCGAGGAGCUCAGCUACAACAAGAAAAUGAAAGACACUUUGUAUCCAUGCGACUGUGAGAGCAGAGAAGUUCUCAAGCUCCUGUGUCAAGACUGUGGCAGACGAAGCUUUGCUGCUGACCGUAUUGUCGGCGGUGUUGAUGCUCGGCAGGGCAGUUGGCCUUGGCAGGUCAGUUUACAGUAUGACGGAGUUCACCAGUGUGGAGGAUCCAUCAUCUCCAACCGCUGGAUCGUCUCUGCUGCUCACUGCUUCCCUGAGCGGUACCGCUUUGUCAGUCGCUGGCGGGUGCUGCUGGGAUCCAUCCACAACAAACCAGUCAACGCCAACGUGGCUGAGGUGAAGACCAUCGUUUACCACAGCAGCUACCUGCCAUUUGUGGACGCCAAUAUUGACGACAACAGCAGAGACAUCGCUGUGCUGGCGCUCACGCAACCACUCAUCUUCACUGAGUACAUCCAGCCCGUGUGCCUGCCAGCUAUCGGCCAGCGGCUGAUCGACGGUCAGAUGGGGACGGUCACUGGCUGGGGAAACGUGGGAUAUUAUGGUCAUCUGGCUGACGUCCUCCAAGAAGCAAACGUGCCGAUCAUCAGUGACACCGUCUGUAAUGCUCCCGACUACUACGACAACCAGAUCACCACCACCAUGUUCUGUGCCGGCUAUGAGAAGGGAGGCACUGAUGCCUGCCAGGGGGACAGCGGUGGACCGUUUGUGGCCGAGGACUGCUUGUCCAAGACCAGUCGCUAUCGUCUGUUAGGGGUCGUGAGCUGGGGCACAGGAUGUGCUAUGGCAAAGAAGCCUGGCGUGUACACUAGAGUGUCCCGGUUUCUCCCCUGGAUAUCUGCAGCCAUGAGGAAUUAUCAAAACUCGCCUGGGGUUCACAAAUUGUCCCGGACAUGAGAUCCCAGCUUCAUUUUUAAUAUGGACUAACGUCAACAGGAGGCUUGACACGUCAAGAUAGAGAAGAAUGUGAUUCUUUUCUGGUGAGAUUUUCUUCCUUUUUACUCUGAUGUUAUUCUACUUGGGCUCACCACCAUCAUUUAUUUCUAGAUAUAUUGUUAUGUAUGUAAAAGAAGGAUUUCAAGAAGCCCUCUGAGACGAUUGUUGAAGUGAAACUUGAAAAGUUUCCUCUCACGUUGCCUUUUUUCAAAACCAAAGAUUACUCUUCCACAAUUAUCUUGCAAGUUUUAUGCUUUUAAGUUAAGCAAAUUUUAUGCUCGCUUGCACGACACACAUAGUAGGCAAGAGAAAGAAAGAAAACUUGUCCUGCUGCUCACUUGACAAAAAGGUUUCUGAAUUCAGAUGUUGAUUUAAAAACACUAUUAAAUUCUGACUCAAAUCUUCGUUGUCCCUUUGUCAACAUGUUCUGAAAAUGUCACUUUUUGAGUUAUUUUUCUGCAGACAGCCAGAUAGAUCCAUGGCAGAGGUGAAAAUGAACUUGAAUGUGAGGGGUUUUCUGUUUAUGCCAAAGAUCUUCCGUUACACUGCAAUUGUUUUUCUUGCUGGGGGCUAUAAUGUCAACAUAUGGAGCUCCUACUUUGAUCAUGUUUGCUCAUAAAUAAACCAACAAACAACACUAUGUCAAGCCGAACUGUCUAAGGUUGAUAUCCACACACAAAAAUAGAACUUUGUUGUCAAAUUGUUGAUUGAGUAAAUAAACCGACAUCUUUGAUCCAGAAACUUUGAUGAACACUUCAAUAUUAAUUCACCUCUCACAUUAUAAAUUCAGUCUCAUAUUCAACAGUAUUUUGUGAUUACUUUUGUAAAUAAUUGCCACUUUUUUUUUAAACGCUUUUUCGUUUUGUUACAUUGUGUUGCAUUAUUUUGCAGAAUAUAUUGUGAAGAGUGCAAUAAUCAUUUUGCCAACUUUUUCAAACCGCUCCAGCGAAUGGACGUUAAUGUUAACAUGCUUAUGCACAAAGUUUGAAACGUGUUGUUAUUGUGCACCUGGUUUAGUCAAACAUUCUUAGAACGACCGUCAAUAUCACAAAGAUUUAUGCCUGAACACUUGCUGUUUUUAUGAAGUGAAUGUUUCCACACCACUUGAUGUAUUUGUACUUAUCUGACAUAAAUGCUGCUUUUAUUUCAAAAAUAAAACCUGAAAAAA
Molecule: messenger RNA, 2987 nt
Organism: Synchiropus splendidus (mandarinfish)
Lineage: Eukaryota; Metazoa; Chordata; Actinopteri; Syngnathiformes; Callionymidae
Gene: hpn
Product: hepsin
Exons: 13
Coding region: 485-1780 (431 amino acids)
Biological process (GO): proteolysis
Cellular component (GO): membrane
Molecular function (GO): serine-type endopeptidase activity; serine-type exopeptidase activity
Source: RefSeq, a predicted model, not a curated record